Molecule: messenger RNA, 1263 nt
Organism: Argentina anserina (silverweed cinquefoil)
Lineage: Eukaryota; Viridiplantae; Streptophyta; Magnoliopsida; Rosales; Rosaceae
Product: probable lysophospholipase BODYGUARD 4
Source: RefSeq, a predicted model, not a curated record
AUGUCUCCUCUGUGGCUGAAAAAGCCGGCAACAGCUCUCAAGUCUUCCUUGGGCUUCAUUAUUUUCCUAAUUUUUGACUUUCUUGACGCCAUCCCCUGUAUAAUGUUCCGAUAUAUUGACCUUUUUGAAGGGCGGCCCGGCUCUUGUUAUUGUGGAGGCAACGAAAUAGCGGAGCAGGUCAGGAAUGUGGUUGGUGAUGAAGAAGAUAACCAGCUUUCAGAUACUCUAUACCGGAGGAAAAACGUUUUCAGGGAAUUGGGUAUUGUUGGACUUGCAAAACGUUCCCUCGAAACAAGUGGCGGCAGAGUUGGCAGGUGGUCCGACUGUGGAUGUCAUUGUGUUUCAUGGCUGAAAGAUACUGAUCACAACUUACAUCUUGUUGUUAGGCACCUAGGCUCUGUCUCUGAGGAUUGCGGAGUACAAGCAGUCGAGAAUGUGAUAUUCCUUCACCGGUUUCUUUCUUCUUCCUCAUUUUGGUCUGAAACAGUAUUUCCAAACAUUUCGGAACCUGUGAGUCGGCAUUAUAGGUUGUUUGCCAUAGAUCUAUUGGGAUUUGGUUCCAGCCCGAAGCCGAGGGAGUGUUUGUAUACUUUGAAGGAUCACUUAAAUAUGAUUGAGAAAUCUGUCAUCUCCCCCUUCCAGUUGAUUUCUUUCCAUUUGGUUGCACACUCCAUGGGUUGUCUGAUUGCAAUUGCAUUAGCUGCUAAGCACUCGCACUUGGUAAAAUCAGUCACUCUUGUAGCACCUCCUUACUUACCUUCUAAAGAUGGAGUUAGUUUAAGAGUGCUUCACAAACUUGCUGAAAGGAAAUUGUGGUCACUUUUCGUCUUUGGAACAUCAUUUAUGUCAUGGUAUGAGCAUCUGGGUCGAUGUGUCUGUUUCCUUGUAUGCCGCAACCACAGGAUAUGGGAGAGGAUUGUUAAGUUAAUCACUUGGAGAAGGGAUCUUCAUUUUAUGACAAUGGACUUGAGUAGGCACACCCAUCACUCAGCAUGGCAUUCCAUGCACAAUGUGAUAUGUGGGGGUGCAAAAUUAAUGGAAUGCUACUUGGAAAUUAUAGGCAAAGCUGGGGUAAAAGUAUGUGUGAUCCAUGGAGAUAGAGACCAGGUUGUUCCUAUAGAGUGCAUCAUCAACAUUCAGACGGCAGUUCGUGAUGCACAAAUUAACAUCAUAAAAAAUACUGAUCAUUCUUCUGUAAUCCUUGGCCGUGAUAAAGAUUUCACUCUCCAUCUAGAACGCGUUUGGGCCGCUUCCUCAUACUGA